Molecule: messenger RNA, 2832 nt
Organism: Fonsecaea erecta
Lineage: Eukaryota; Fungi; Ascomycota; Eurotiomycetes; Chaetothyriales; Herpotrichiellaceae
Exons: 16
Coding region: 1-2832 (943 amino acids)
Source: RefSeq, a predicted model, not a curated record
AUGCGACCCCUGCCCCUUCGUGUUCCGCCCGCCGUGGAACACGUCGAACCCCAUCCUCUACAGCAGCCAGUCUCACUGAAUCGCUGUUUCCGAUCUUCCCGCGCGAUUUCUUACGUCAAUGGUCAACGUUAUGCUCGGAACUCUGUGGACGAUGUCGCCUACGGCGUCGAAAAUAUCAGAUUGGGCACACAAAAUACACCGCCUGCGACUCCCACUCCGCACACUUACCUUGAUCCACGGUCCCCAAGCCCCAACACGCCCCAUGAGGCGGCGACUCGCAGCCCACGAUCUGCUUCCCGUCGUCGGUCAGGCUCUCAUGUUGAUCUGACUCAUAAAGUUGCAGAGGAAGAACCCCCACCGUCGCAGUUCCACGCGCCAGAGUUUCAGCGAGAGUUUGGCCACGCACGUAACCUUGUGAAUCAUUUGGUCAAUGUUCUUGCAAGCUCAUCACUGCACAACGAAACUCAGUCUGGUAUAGGCGCCCUCUACCAGCAGGCUGUCGCGCUGAGUCGCUUCCAGAAGCCCUCGACUCGUACCGUGGGCUUGGUAGGAGACCAGGGGGUCGGGAAAAGCAGUGUCCUGAAUUCACUCUUAGACUUCAAAAGCUUCGCUCGAUCGGGUAACAAUGGGUCGGCGUGUACUUGCGUUGCAACUGAAUAUCAUUACCACGAACAUGCCGAUUUCGCCAUCGAGGUCGAAUAUUUCACUUUGGAUGAGCUUCAGGACCAAUUGACUGAGCUGCUACAAGCAUACCGACACUAUCACCUCCCUGAAUCAAAUGAAAAGCAGAGCGAUCUGGAAGAGAAAGCCAAGGUCGCUGAAGACACAUUCAGGGCUGCCUUUCGCAGCCAUCGCACGUAUAAUGAGGAAUUCCUUCUCGACAAUCCCGAGGCAACGGUGCUCCAGACAUUACUGACGUGGGCCAGGAAUUCGGGCUUGCCUCUAAGAGACACGCCAGGCGCGGGCCCAGAGAUAGAAUUCUUCAACGAAGCAGAACAAUGUUCUGAUCGCUUGGUCGAGAUUACCUCGGAGCCAAACUCUUCGAAUGAAGCCUCCGCCUGGCCGUUCAUUCGGAAGAUAAAAGUCUACCUGAAUGCCUAUAUCCUGAGCAAGGGCCUUAUUCUUGUUGACCUCCCAGGCCUCCGAGACCUCAACUCAGCUUGGCUCAGGAUCACCGAGAGAUACCUGCUUGAAUGCGACGAGAUUUUCGCCAUCUGUCCCAUCGGGCGCGCUACCACCGAUGCCAGUGUCAGGGAAGUAUUCGAGCUUGCAAGGCAGGCGUCCUUGUCCAGAGUUGGGAUCAUUUGCACAAAGUCCGAGGAGAUACAAGCAGACGAAGCUCAGCGAGAGUUUGGUGCAGAGGCUGGAACAUACAUAAAGAAGCUGAGGGACAGAAGAGAGGAGAUGCAGGAAUCACUGGAGGAAAUUGAGCGCAGAAUAAGUGACCUCAUCAUUGAUACUGAUACUGAAGCCGAGGGUGAUAAAGAAGAGCGCCGGAAGCUUGCGCGACUCCAGAGAGCUGCUAGUAAGUCGAGGAAAUCGCUCGAACAAGUACAGUUUGAAUUGAAGACUUUCCUCAUCACUACGCGCAAUCAGAAAGUCACAGCCGAGAUUCGAGCAGUCUACGAGAGUCGCAUGCCCCAGGGAAACCUGCCAGUGUUUUGCGUCAGCAACCGCGAGUACUGGGAGCAUCGAAAGAAACCAGCAGGGGAGGCCAUGCCCUUCCUUCAUCUCUCUGGCAUCCUGGAAGUCCGAAAGCAUUGCCUUUCCGUUGUUGCCGAGAGCCAGCUCCGGACGGCGGUCGAUUACAUGGUCAAUGCCAUUCCAGGGCUACUGGGUUCUGUCGAGCUCUGGGUUCAGUCCGGCGUGCGAGACCUAAGCUCCGGAGGAAAGCAAGCUGUUCGAGACACCAUAGAAAGGAUCGAAAAGGCGUUAUACAACUUGAACUUGUCAAAAUCUCCUGUCAAUGCCAGUGCGCGGACAAUGGAACGGGAAUUCAAGACACGGAUAGCUCGUAUCAUGAAACAACACUCCAAAACUUGGUGCAAAGCUGCAGAGAACGCCACAAUAGAAUGGCGAGGAUGGAGUUCUGGCACUUUCUCUGCCUUUUGUCGGAAAUACGGAGAUCACCACACAACCACAAUAGGAACCCGCCACUGGAACGAGGAAGCGAUCGAGGCGAUGGUCACUCAGCUGGCAACCCCAUGGCAAACCUUGCGGCAAAAUCUUCGAGACCUGCAGUUCCAUCUGCUGGAAACAAUCAACGAUUGCUUCAAUCGCUCCAUAGCUAUAUCUAUUGAAGCCGAAACCACGGCAGACUCACUGCCGACGUUGACCAAGAACAUAGAGCACAGACAUGCCCUUCUCGUUGCUAAGGUAGAGAAGCUAGAAGACGAUUUCGAGCGUGGUUUAUCUAUUCUUCAGACGGAUGCGUUUUCCGGGAUUCACAGCUCGUUCAUCGGCCAGCACAUGAAACCUUCAUACGACAAGACCAUCCUUCUAAGCGGCACCGGGAGCGACAUUCAACGCAAGAGAAUCAUUCAAGAGGCGUUUAGCGACGACCAGCUGUUCGUGUGCCAUCGCCAGCAACUCCAAGACAGAUUCUGCGCCCUGGCGCGUGACUUGCAAGACGAGAUCCAGGAUGCCAUUGCCAGGCACCUCGCCGAUGUCCAGAGCGACUUGGAUAUGCUGAAGAACACCCACGUGGCCCUGGAGAGCGAACAGCAUUGCGAGUUCCGCCGACGGGUGGAAGACACGGUGCAGAAUAUCAGACAGGAGAUGGAGGAGAUUCACGCUGUCGUUGCUCCUUCUGAGCCCCUGGCAGUUACCUGA